CUCCGCGCACCGCCGCCACCUCCUCCCACUGCCGGGCCCACAUGGACGCCCCCGCGCACCGCCGCCGCGUCCUCCCGCUGCCGGGCCCACAUGGACGCCUACCACUAGACAGUCCAUGCGUGUUCGCCCUCUCAUCCCAUCGCCACCGACCUCUCAUCCCGCCGCCGCCGACCUCUCCUCCUCCCUACACCGCCUCCCGCCCUCGCUCCGACUCCCGCCGGCCCACCCUGCCUCCGUAGCCGACCGUUUCGUCCCGGGCUUCGGCUACUACCGCGUGCCCCCGCCACCACCGCCGCCGCUGCCGCCGGCGGCGAGCGGUGGCGCAGGAUCCCAUCACUCGCGCUCGCUGUCGCAGCCCCAGUUCUUCUCCAUGGACUUUCUCUUCCGCCCCCCGUACCCCGAUCCGUCUGCGCCGGCGGCGAUCGCGCUCUCCCCGCCGCCGCCGCCGCCGCCAUCGGGCUCAGACCGGGGGGCGUCCGGACUGCCGCCGCCGUUGGGCUCCGAGCGGGGGGCGUCCGGACUGCCGCCGCUGCGGGCGGGGCAUCAGCGGUCGCAGAGCGACGUUCCCCUCGCGUUCUCCUCCCAGCCGAACCUGCCCAUGCCACCUCCGGCGCCGGUGAACGCGGAGGCCCUGGUGGCCGCGAACAACAGCACCCUCGACGGGAUCCUCGGCGCGUACAACAAGAGUACGAAUGGCCUUGGCGCGGUCGGCUCCUCCGGGCUCGUCGGCCAGGAGCGGCGCGACCAGCUGGACAGCCAAGCGCCCGCGUGGAGCCCCGGUGACAGCAGCGAGAACGAAGCCGAGAGCGCGGACGGCAGCUUGCCCAGGCAUUGCCGCAGCUUGUCGGCGGACAGCCUUGUGGGGAAGUUCAAGUUUGGACCCUCCGGCCUGGAGCCGUCCAACUCCAACUCCAACCUGCCGCCUCCAUCUCCGGGGCCGGGUGCUGCUGGUCGGCUGGCACGCAGUGGAAGUGGUUCCAUUGGUGGUGCCGCUGCUCUCUUCGCCAAGGAAUUCGCAAACAGUAAGGAAUUCAGUGAAGCAGAGAAGAAGGUUAUCAUGGACAGUGAGCACCUCGCGCAGAUUGUGCUGACCGAUCCUAAGAGGGUCAGGAGGAUCCUAAACAAUCGGCUGUCUGCUGCUAAGUCAAAGGAGCGCAAGGCAAAGUACAUUGUGGAGCUUGAGGGCAAGGUUCAGGUGCUGCAGGGGGAGACUAUGAACUUAUCUGCACAAGUGAAAAUGAUUAAGAAGGGCCAGGCUAGGCUUUCAAUUCACAACCAUGAGAUGAGAAUCAGGCUGCAAGCUUUGGAGGAGCAAGCACAGUUGAAAGAGGCUCUGAACGAAGCAUUGCAUGCUGAGGUCGAACGCCUAAAUCUGGUUGUUGCCGAGGCCAUUAAUCCUCAUAUGCCGAACAGUUCAGAGCAGCGGAUGAGCUCCCAGAUGAUUCAGCUUCACCAGCUGCAAAUUCUGAGGCAACCAUCACAGCUCCAGCAAGGUCAGCAACGCCAGCGGAACUUCUAGGAUGCUUUCGCAAAUGAGAUCUUCCAAGGGAAAUUUGAUAUUACAGAUUCAGUUAAAAACACCAUAUGCUCUGGACAAUACUUUACUUAGGUCGCGGGAAACAAUCAUAGGAAAAGGAAAACCAUCUCUUGUUGUGUCGAAAUUAUUUUUGUUCAAUCCUGGGAAAAACUCCGGUCGAUUUUUGAACUGUAUAAAGUGUCUGUCUGUCUGUCUCUGUAGCUGUGUGCUGGAUUCAUCCGAUUAUGGUACAAUACCUUGUGCCCCGACUUUGAACCGAUAACUUGAUGGAAAUGUACGACAUAUUCUUUGGGGCAACUCCAGUGGCAUGCUUUGUUGUUUGUACCUCAUAUCAUUGUUUUCUCCAUUUUGCGGUUUUGAGUGAUGCACAGUGGGUAUUACUUGUAUAAGCUUAGCUCCAUUUGUUGUAUGAUCUAAGCUGCAAGAUGAC
Molecule: messenger RNA, 1967 nt
Organism: Triticum aestivum (bread wheat)
Lineage: Eukaryota; Viridiplantae; Streptophyta; Magnoliopsida; Poales; Poaceae
Product: bZIP transcription factor 29
Exons: 4
Coding region: 116-1519 (467 amino acids)
Biological process (GO): regulation of DNA-templated transcription
Cellular component (GO): nucleus
Molecular function (GO): DNA-binding transcription factor activity
Source: RefSeq, a predicted model, not a curated record